This is a messenger RNA of Spodoptera litura, 1533 nucleotides long. RefSeq lists its product as uncharacterized. NCBI's taxonomy places the organism in Eukaryota, Metazoa, Arthropoda, Insecta, Lepidoptera, Noctuidae. Gene Ontology annotation, molecular function: chitin binding. Gene Ontology annotation, cellular component: extracellular region. The record is from RefSeq and is a predicted model, not a curated record.
ACAGCGGUCGAACAGUCUUGUGAGUCCCGUCCCGCCAUUGUUGCGUUUCGUCCAUUUCGCGCCCUUUUUUGACGUGCAGUCAUUUAGUGUUGCAAAUUUUUGCGGAUUUAAUUUUUUAAUUGUGUUUAACAAUGGAAAUGAGGUGGAGGUAUUUGUUAACGUUACUGCUCCUCGGUGUAGCCUUUGCAGCUGAAGAUGACGACAGCAUACCUGACGCUGGAGUAGAUGAAAAUGAUGAACUAGCACUAGAUCAAGAGGAAUCUCGCAACCUACGGCCGCGAGCGUACACGCCAAAUGCAUACAAUACAUUGCCCAGUGGAUUCCGACCAUCACCCUCACUGGCCGAGCUGGCUGGCUACCAGAGACAAUCGGAGCAUCAAGAGGAACCACAAUACGUGGUCCAACAAAGACCUGCACCGCAACAACAGCAGUACAUUGAGGAACCCAGACAACCUCAAAGAGCACCACAUAGGAAGCAGGAACAACGUCCAGCGAAACUGCAGCAAAGACCAGUCCAGGAAGUUGACGAGGAAUUAGAAGAAGAGGAGAAAGAGGAACCUGACCGCCUGUCCCAGCUGCUGCAGCAGUCCAAAUUCAACUGCGUGAACAAGCAGACUGGUUACUACGCGGACGAGGAGCUCAACUGCGAAGUGUUCCACUACUGCCAGGACAAUGUCAAGCACUCUUGGGUCUGCCCCGACGGAUUCUCCUUCCACCAGGUACACUUAAUCUGCAUGCCGCCGACACACGACAACAUCUGCCAGAAAUCGUCAAAGUAUCACUUCGUGAACGAGUACCUUUACCGACCUGUAAACGAGGAGGAGGUCCAGAGGAAACCCAACGUGUCCCUCAAGUACUCCGACAGAUACUACCCCGCUGAGGUCUACAGGGACGACAGAUACGAACAAGAAGAAGAAGAAGAGGAGGAACAGCCCCGCCGUCCUCCCGCACCAGUACAGCUGCAGGCGCGUCCAGUACAGAGGCCGCAGCCACAGCCUCAAGUGUUCCGCUCCGCAGAGGAAGUCAAUAUCCCAUUGGUCCAGAGGCGCCCUCAGCGUCCAUACGACUUCGACUUCUAAAAUGUCUCUACUAAGCCCAUUGGCUAUAAGCUCCUACCUUUUUCCAUAAUCUACUGGAUAUGCCAUUUCUAUUCAGUGGUUUAUGACUUUUGAGUAGAAAAAAGAUUUUUAAUUUAAUUCGUAGUCAUCCUAAAAUCUGACGAUUUUCUGUUUGAUGACUUUAAUUCUUUAAAAAAUCUCAAGUACUGCGCCCAUUUUACUCUUGUCAUGAGCCAAGUAUGAACAAAAUGGUUGAAAUUAUCUUAAUGUGUUUUGUCAUUUAAACUGACCGACACCCUAUUGUAGGUACCUACCAUGUACCAUCAUCACAUUGGUAUAUCUUCUAAGUUUAAGUUUUAAUUAAAACUUAUUUAUGUUUCUGUACAAUAAGUCACAAAUUAGUUCAUAAGCUAGUCUUUGUGUAAACUAAUAUGUUUAAGUAUAACAAAAAUGAAAAUAAAGCGUAUUUGUUUAA